This is a messenger RNA of Gracilinanus agilis (Agile Gracile Mouse Opossum), 1509 nucleotides long. RefSeq names its product scavenger receptor class B member 1 (gene SCARB1). Gene Ontology annotation, molecular function: low-density lipoprotein particle binding; scavenger receptor activity; lipid binding. NCBI's taxonomy places the organism in Eukaryota, Metazoa, Chordata, Mammalia, Didelphimorphia, Didelphidae. The transcript has 12 exons. Gene Ontology annotation, cellular component: cytoplasm; caveola. The coding region runs from base 1 to 1422 and encodes 473 amino acids. Gene Ontology annotation, biological process: plasma lipoprotein particle clearance; cholesterol efflux; cholesterol import. The record is from RefSeq and is a predicted model, not a curated record.
AUGUUCUUCUCUCCCCAGAACGUCAGGAUUGACCCCAGCAGCCUGUCCUUCGAGAUGUGGAAGGAGAUCCCCAUUCCCUUCUACUUAUCUGUUUACUUGUUCAACGUCCUCAACCCGGAAGAAGUCCUGAAGGGGGAGAAGCCCAGCGUCCAAGAGCGGGGCCCUUACGUGUACAGAGAAUACAGACAGAAACGCAACAUCACUUUCCACGACAAUGACACGGUGUCCUUCUUGGAGUACCGCACCUUUGAAUUUCAGCCUCACAUGUCCCGCGGCUCAGAAACGGAUUACAUUGUGAUGCCAAACAUUUUGGUCUUGGGGUCCUCGAUGAUGAUGGAGCACAAACCCAUGUCUAUGAAGCUGCUCAUGAGCCUGUCGUUCAGCAUGUUCGGCCAGCGCGCCUUCCUGAAUCGCACCGUGGGGGAGAUCAUGUGGGGCUAUUCGGAUCCCCUGAUUGAUCUCCUGAAUAAAUACUUCCCUGGCAUGAUGCCAUUUAAGGAUAAGUUUGGCUUAUUUGCACAGUUAAACAACUCCAAUUCAGGAUUGUUCAAUGUAUUUACGGGGGUCAAAGAUUUCAGCAAAAUCCACCUGGUGGACAGGUGGAAUGGCAAGACCAAGUUAAACUUCUGGAAUUCAGACCAGUGCAAUAUGAUUAAUGGGACAUCUGGACAGAUGUGGGCCCCUUUCAUGACUCCAGAUUAUAACCUUCAGUUCUACAGCCCAGAAGCUUGCCGGUCCUUGAGUUUUAAAUAUGAAAAAUCAGGAGAGUUCAAAGGCAUUCCUACUUUUCGAUUUGUGGCCCCUGACACCUUAUUUGCCAACGGGUCUGUCUACCCACCGAAUGAAGGCUUCUGUCCUUGCCUGGAAACAGGAAUCCAGAAUAUGAGCGCCUGCCAGUCAAACGCCCCGAUGUUCCUUUCCCAGCCACAUUUCUUUAACGCAGACCCGGUACUGGUCGAAUCUGUCAUUGGGCUCCAUCCCAACAAGGACGAGCACUCCCUAUUCCUCGAGGUGCACCCGGUCACCGGCAUCCCCAUGAACUGCUCCGUCAAGAUGCAGAUAAGCCUCUACACAAAGUCCAUCCCUGGGAUCGGGCAAACGGGAAAAAUCAAUGCAGUUGUACUCCCUCUCGUUUGGUUUGAAGAGCGAGGGGCGAUGGAAGGCCAGACGCUCAGCGUGUUCUACACCAGGCUGGUGCUGAUGCCCAAGCUGGUCCAGUACCUGCAGUACGUCUUGAACGCUGUGGGCUGCCUCUUCAUCGUCCUCACUCUUAUCUUGGUCGUCAAGAACCAGGGAACAUUCUUUUUAUUUUGGAGUAGUGAUAAAAAGGUCUCAAAGAAUUCAGAGGCCAUUCAGUCCUAUUCUGAAUCCCUGAUGACCCCUGCUCCUAAUGGGACAGUGCUGCAGGAAGCCCGACUGUAGAGGACCUCCAGUUCUGAUCUCCACCAGGGGCUGGGCCCCCCGUCAGACCCGCUUCCCAGCUCCCAGACUCCCCUCCUCCAGGACGAC